UGUCUGGUAGUUAUAUUAUAUUUGCAUGUUAAAUGUACGAAACAAAAUUCAAAUGAAAAUAUUAAAACUAUUCGGGCAUUGGCGAAUCAGUAAUAGUAAUUUUCAUACACCAAAAACACAUUUUGUAGGUACUAAAUGUAUACUUUUCGAGAGGCGUUUAUUAUUUGGUAGAUAAAACUUAAAAUCAAUUAUUUAUAGUGUGUAUAAAAUUCCAUUUCAUAACGUCAAAAAUUACUAUAAUCAAGUAUUCCAAUAACGCGUGUUCCGUGUGUCAGAGACCCCGAUAACAUCGGUGAGCACUUUAUUUUUGCAAUUGAAUAUUUAACAAUUUGGCAGUGAAUUCAAACUCGGGAAAGUCAUUUAGUGUGAUGAGUUUACUUGUGUCGUAGUGACAAUACUAGUUUUCUCGUUUCUUUACUAUGUCUGACGAAAAUACUUUCAGGCCCGUUUAUCUCAAGGACAGGAAUUUCACAGGAUCUGGUUAUGAAGGGCAGUUGAAACAAAGUUCAUUAACUGAAUCAGCGGUCCGUUCGAAUUAUAAAGCAUUGAAAUUAAAAGAAAACAAGGGCAAUAUUGCACUCGAAAUACAAGAUGAUCUUGGUAUGCCCGUAAACUACGUGAGAAUCAAGGCCUUGGAAGACAGUAUAAGGAAAGACAUAAUUAGCGAUAAAAAUUCGUUGCACAGAGCCAUCACUCCUGUACUUAUUUUGAGUCAAAUGUUCGCUAUUUUCCCAGUUCAAGGCAUCAGAGGACAAAACACUAGUUAUUUGUUUUUCAAGUGGUUUAGCUGGCUAAUGGCAUACAGCAUUAUUUUACUCGGUUCUUCUAUUUUCAUGGUUUUGUUAAUACUAUAUAACUUUUAUAGUAAUGGACUGACAUAUGAAAACACUGGUCAUUUUGUAUAUUUCGGAGGUACACUUAUAAUUUACAUAGUUUUUAUUCAUUUGGCAAGGGAAUGGCCAAAAGUUAUGGAAAAAUGGGAAUUAAUGGAACGUGAGAUGAAACAAUAUGGGUAUCCACCUAACAUGGCAUUUAAGAUUAAAAUGUUAACAUGUAUCAUCAUGUUACUUUCAACAAUCGAACACUGUGCUUCUAUUUUAACUGGAGUAUUAAAAGCCAUACAUUGCUCAUCGGAUGGACUAGAUAUUUUUCGACUUUACAUUUUGACAUCGCUUAGAACAGUCUUUACGUAUAUAGACUACUCGUUAGUAGUUGCUUUAACUUUGAAGAUUUGUGAUUGUCUGUAUUCUUUUGCUUGGAAUUUUAUGGAUUUAUUAAUAAUCAUACUAGCUUGUGCUUUGACGGAGAAAUUCAAGCAGCUCAACCAAAAAUUAGACGGCGUUAGAGGGAAGGUGCUUCCAAGUAUGUACUGGCGAAAAUCUAGGGAAACAUAUAAUAUUUUAGCGUCGUUGACUCACGACUUUGAUGAAUUUCUAUCUCCUGUGAUAUUAUUAUCAUUCGGUCAUAAUUUGUACUUUAUUUGCUUACAACUUCUUAACAGCUUGAAACCGAUGCACAGCUCUUGGGAGGCAUUAUGUUUUGUAUUUUUAUUUACAUACCUAGUUGGAAGGACAUGCGUGGUGUCUUUGUAUGUCGCAUCCAUUAAUGAUCAAAGCAAAAAACCGAAAUCCGUCUUAUUCUCUGUGCCAGCAGAGUGUUAUGGUGUUGAGGUAGAAAGAUUUUUAAUGCAAGUGACGGCUGAUGAAUUAUCGUUUACUGGAUGUAAUUUUUUCUCCGUCACCAGGACGUUUAUGCUAACGGUUGCUGGAACUAUAGUCACAUACGAGAUCGUACUAAUACAAUUUAACAAUGUGGGUAGCGGCGUAUCUGAUCAAAAUAAUACUCUUGCUAAUUAUUGUCCGAAGUUGAUAUGAUUCAUAGUUCGGCUGAUAAAUGAAACAAAGUUAAUCUCCUAUUUAGUGAUAAAGGCAUAUUAUGGAUUGUUAGAACCUAACCAGUGAUGUGUCUGUGAUUUUAUACAUAAAGAGUUUGUAAACAUCAUGUAUACCUACCUUGUAACAUAAAUAACUAAUCGCUAAAAUACAACUGUCGGGUAAAAAAAUUACAUUUUUAUAAGUAGUCAAUUCGUAACCUGCAAAUAUUACAACAAGCCUUGACAGAAAUGAGCAUUAUGAAUUUAGACAUUUUAAUAAUGAAAUAUAAUAAAUGAAUGCUUUGUGACUUGUAAAUAACAUUAAAUACUAUAUUAAUUGUUCAUUUUUUUUCAGUCGGAAUAUAUGUUUAAAGUAAAAUCAUAGGUAAAAUCACACUAUUUAUAAUCAUCUAAAUUAGAUUGUUUUUAUCUUUUUAUUGUUUUCAUUAGGCACACCUAAGCAAUAUGUAUGGUAACCGAUUACAUUUUACUACAAUAGUUUUAAGAAAAAAAUAUAUAAUAUUUAACAUUUAUGGAUGUAGACUGAUUUUUUUUUAUCUAUGUUCUGCAGAUGUAAUAUUUCCAAUCAAUUAUUUUCUAUAACCCUUUUUUAAAUACAAUUAUCUUACUUUCAACAUGUACAACGAGUCAGGCACGUUAAUGCAAUCUAUUCGGCUUUAAAAAUAUUUAAAUUAACAUACAAUUUAAAAAUAGAUUUGUCCAUUUAUAUAAUAUGUACAAUAUUAUUACUUAAUUAAAAGAUUUUUAAUUAUUAAUAAUAAUAUAAUCUUAUUGGCCACCUAUGACUCCUAUCCAGACUUGUUAUCGACUCGAAUGUUACUUAGGAUAGACUUGUUCUAUAAACAAAGACACUUGACUGUUCAUUCAAACUUUUAAGUAUGAAACAUUUUUACACAAUUAAAAUAA
Messenger RNA from Myzus persicae (green peach aphid), 2800 nucleotides. RefSeq names its product gustatory receptor for sugar taste 64f-like. Gene Ontology annotation, biological process: detection of chemical stimulus involved in sensory perception of taste; sensory perception of chemical stimulus. The coding region runs from base 420 to 1874 and encodes 484 amino acids. Gene Ontology annotation, cellular component: membrane. NCBI's taxonomy places the organism in Eukaryota, Metazoa, Arthropoda, Insecta, Hemiptera, Aphididae. The transcript is spliced from 9 exons. The record is from RefSeq and is a predicted model, not a curated record. Gene Ontology annotation, molecular function: taste receptor activity.